GAAGGGCACGACCACGACUGUCAGGGAUUGCAUUUGCGGGAUUUAGGCGGGGGUGUGGUUUUGUGGCUGUUGAAACGGCGCCGCCGGUUGCUCCUGUUAGGCGCCAAGGGUUUGCGUAUUGCCGGCCGGCCGGAGUCUAGGGUUAGAAGAUCUCGCCUUCAGUCUGGCGUUAUCGCCGACACAACACACGAAGUAUCACGCCAUAUUGCUGUAAGAUGUUCAAUGAAGUCUUAUAGGUUAUCAGAGCUUACACAGGCUGAGGUUAAUAGCCUUAAAGCACGUCCUCGUAUAGAUUUCUCAUCCAUUUUCAAUCAAGUUAACCCCAUUGUUGAUGAUGUCCAGCGUAGAGGCGAUGAUGCUGUGAAACACUAUACUGCACGAUUUGACAAAGUUGAACUAGAUAAAAUAGUCGAGAAUGUUGGUGAACUUGCAGAUCCGGAGCUUGAUGCAAAUGUUAGAGAAGCGUUUGAUGUGGCCUACAACAACAUAUACGCAUUUCAUGCUGCACAAAAGUUAGCAGAGAGAAGUGUUGAAAACAUGAAAGGUGUUAAAUGUAAACGCGUGGCAAGGAGCAUUGCUUCUGUGGGUCUUUAUGUUCCUGGGGGAACUGCAGUUUUACCUUCGACAGCCCUGAUGCUUGCAGUUCCUGCACAGAUUGCUGGGUGUGAAACUGUUGUUCUUGCAACUCCUCCUGCUCAGGAUGGCAGCAUCUGCAAAGAGGUACUUUAUUGUGCAAAAAAAGCUGGAGUCACUCACAUCCUUAAAGCUGGUGGAGCUCAGGCCAUAUCUGCUAUGGCUUGGGGAACUGCUUCUUGCCCCAAGGUUGAAAAGAUAUUUGGGCCUGGAAAUCAGUAUGUCACAGCUGCUAAAAUGAUUUUGCAAAACAGUGAGGCUAUGGUUUCAAUUGACAUGCCUGCUGGACCAUCAGAAGUUCUUGUCAUUGCUGACAGACAUACCAAUCCUAUUCAUAUAGCAGCAGAUUUACUUUCUCAGGCUGAACAUGGCCCUGAUAGUCAAGUUGUUCUUGUUAUUGUUGGGGAUGGUGUUGAUUUAUCGGCUAUUCAGGAGGAAAUCAGCAAGCAGUGCAAAAACCUUCCCAGGGGAGAUUUUGCUGCAAAAGCACUAACUCACAGUUUCACCGUCUUUGCUCGUGAUAUGGUUGAGGCGAUCUCCUUUUCAAACUUGUAUGCCCCCGAGCACCUAAUUGUUAAUGUGAAAGAUGCAGAGAAAUGGGAGAGUUUCAUUGACAAUGCAGGUUCUGUCUUUUUGGGGCAGUGGACUCCGGAGAGUGUAGGUGAUUAUGCAAGUGGGACAAAUCAUGUCCUUCCAACUUAUGGUUAUGCACGAAUGUAUGGUGGGGUGUCAUUAGACUCCUUUCUGAAGUACAUGACUAUACAGUCACUGACAGAGGAAGGCUUGAUGAAGCUUGGUCCUUACGUGGCGACUAUGGCUGAAGUUGAGGGUCUGGAAGCCCAUAAAAGAGCUGUAACCCUUAGACUCCAGGAAAUUGAAGCAAGGCAGCUCUCCCAGAUGAAAUAAUGUCCUUAAGCCACUCACAUACUUUUACUGCCAUUUUUGUGAAAUUCUUUCCCCGACUGAGAUUUGCCUUCAUCAAAUUUAAGUUGCCACAAGGAGUUCCACCGAAAUCUGAUUUGGAGAGCGCUGAUUGGACUUGAGUACUGGGAAAGGUUUUUAUCCAUGGACAUCCGAGGCGGCGUUUUCUAUUUGAUUUGGUCACUACAAGCUUGGCCAGUAAGAAAUGCUUUGUCUCUCUAUUCGUGUCCUUUUCAAUGUACUGUAUACUUCAUGCUUUGAGGGUAUAGGUCACAGUUGAGGAUUACUGACCUUAUGCUUUUUAUUAUAUAGAAGUACAACUGGAACAACCAAGUAUAACCUUUGAAUCUACCAGUUACAUUUUUUAAUUUACCCUA
Molecule: messenger RNA, 1931 nt
Organism: Diospyros lotus (date-plum)
Lineage: Eukaryota; Viridiplantae; Streptophyta; Magnoliopsida; Ericales; Ebenaceae
Product: histidinol dehydrogenase, chloroplastic-like
Biological process (GO): L-histidine biosynthetic process
Cellular component (GO): chloroplast stroma; cytoplasm
Molecular function (GO): NAD binding; metal ion binding; histidinol dehydrogenase activity
Source: RefSeq, a predicted model, not a curated record